Messenger RNA from Trachymyrmex septentrionalis, 1914 nucleotides. Its product is annotated as major facilitator superfamily domain-containing protein 6. NCBI's taxonomy places the organism in Eukaryota, Metazoa, Arthropoda, Insecta, Hymenoptera, Formicidae. The transcript has 11 exons. Gene Ontology annotation, molecular function: transmembrane transporter activity. Gene Ontology annotation, cellular component: membrane. The coding region runs from base 313 to 1914 and encodes 533 amino acids. The record is from RefSeq and is a predicted model, not a curated record.
CGCGUAUACAUUGGAGCUGUGUAGAAAGUGCAGCUGCACAUCUAAAACUGACAUAUCAAUCCGGCACAUAUACAGUUGCGCAUGUUUGUCACUCCGACAUUGAAACCAUAUCUUCGUUGAGUAUGCGGCCUAUCAAACGAUUAAGAGGCUUACAUUACAAACGAAAUAUUGUUGGAGUAAGAACCUGACACCGAAUUAUAGAUGGCCUAAAUAUACGCAUGUGGCCAAUUUGAACAUACGAAAAUGCUAAAGCAGUGAAAUACGAAAUUUGUUGAGAUUAUUGGUACCUGCCUAUAUUUAUAAACAUAAAUCAUGAAAAUUAAUUAUACACAAUUGCCUAUAAAGAUGCAUUAUUUUUUUUUUAUGGCCGCUAUGGGUCCUAUUUUGCCAUUUCUGCCAGUUUACGGCAAGCAACUUGGAAUUUCACCAUUAAUUAUGGGUAGCAUCACAGCAAUUUUACCUAUUUUAUUUCUUAUCGCAAAACCACUAUUUGGCUUCAUUGUGGACUACUUCCGCACUAAAAGGAAAUUAAUAUUUAUAGCGCUACUUACCGUAACAAGUAGUUGCUAUAUUUUGAUGUACUUUUUACCGACUUUGCCCGGUUCAUUCUUACCAGGUCAUCAGUUUCAAAAUGUUUCCUGUGCAUCUUUGCCACCUUGCGAUAUGGACUAUCAUACAGUGGAAUCAUGUAACAGUAUAAAAAACACUACAUGUCAUUGGAUAUGCAAGGACGCGAAUUUUUCUACAAGAUUGUCUUUUCAUGCAAUUAAAAAAGAAACAAUUAUUUCACCGAAUACAACAUGCUUAUUAAAUAUUAAUGAGACGUCAUUAUGUCAAGAAAAUAUAAUAAAAAAUUAUAAUUGUAAUGUUACUUGCGAUAAUUUUGAAGAUAAUCAUUGUUUAUAUACAUCCAUUACUUUUUGGGGAUUCGUGCUUUUAAUGUCUCUUGGUAAUAUAGGAUUUAAUGUUUCUAAUAGUAUAAGCGAUGCAAUUUGCUUUGACGUAUUGGGUGAAGGUGGACAAAUGGGAUAUGGUAGACAACGAGUAUGGGGCACAAUCGGUUUCGGCAUAGCAGCAUUUUUGGCUGGGUACACAGUAGACUUGUGGUCGCAAGAAGAAACCUACAAAACUUACACACCGGCAUUCUUUCUUAUAUUCGUAUUUACUUCUAUCGAUUUGAUCUGUUGCAGAAAGUUGGAGCUGCCGCUUAUGUCAGAGUCACCAAAUAUACUGAAAGAUAUAUGGACUCUUUUGAAAUUGAAACCUAUUGUUAUAUUUCUAUGUUUUACUAUCCUUGCGGGUAUCUUUGAUAGCUUUAUAAUUUACUUUUUGUUUUGGUAUUUGGAAGAUCUUGCCAUAGUGACUGGUUACAUGAGUGAAAUUAAAUUGAUAGAAGGUCUAAUCGUAGCCGCAGAAACUCUCGGUGGCGAGAUAAUAUUUUUCUCUUUGUCCGGUAAAAUACUGAAGAAGUUUGGAUACGGUUACACUUUUACAUUUUGUUUUGUAUGCUACGCGUUACGGCUGGGAUUAAUAUCUCUUGCUCCAACGCCAUGGUGGGUACUUCCUGUGGAAUUUUUUAUGCAGGGCCCAUCAUAUGCACUUUGUUAUACAACAAUAGUAGCAUAUGCGAGUGCAGUAUCACCACCCGGCACAUCAGCUACUGUUCAAGGAAUUGUAGCAGGGAUGGAUGACGGUUUAGGUUACGCACUGGGCAGUUUGAUUGGAGGUAUUUUAUAUAAAAAAUUUGGUGGUGCAAUAACUUUAAAAAUAUUUUCAAUACUUGCAGUAUUUUCUGCAUUUAUGUAUUUUAUUCUUUAUACUUCGUACUUAAAGUAUAAAACACUAGACACACACAAUAAUGUUGAAUGGAGGAAACCUGACGAUGCACAGAGACACUGUGCUGUAGCAGAAUGA